Molecule: messenger RNA, 882 nt
Organism: Laccaria bicolor S238N-H82
Lineage: Eukaryota; Fungi; Basidiomycota; Agaricomycetes; Agaricales; Hydnangiaceae
Exons: 6
Coding region: 1-882 (293 amino acids)
Biological process (GO): deoxyribonucleotide catabolic process
Molecular function (GO): 5'-nucleotidase activity
Source: RefSeq, a predicted model, not a curated record
AUGUCCUUCGCCGCAUCCAAAUUACAACUCGAGUCACCAAUAGCUGAGCUUGCGGACCCAUUUGCCUCGACUCCGGUGUUGAAUCAUGAAGCAGAGAUUGAAGCAGACGCUCUCGAGAAGCUUCUUGACCUCCCAUCGACGGCUGCUGCACCAGUCAUUGCAAUCGAUCUUGACGAUGUUUUAAGCCAAACGAAUGAAGUCGUAGCGGAAUGGCAUAACGAAAUAUAUGGAACCCAGAUGGAGAUAUCCCACUUUUACUAUUACUAUUACUGGAAGAACCCCUUUUGGGGAACACCUCAAGUGACAUUUGAUAAGGUCAAAGAGUUUUAUAUGACGGAUCGGAUUUAUCAAGCAAAACCAGUGCCUGGCGCAAAGGAAGGGGUCCAGACACUGCGAGAGUUGGGAUACCGACUCAUCAUCGUGACGGCUCGGGCGGAGGAUCAUGCGGACGAGAGCUGGAAAUGGGUGGACCAACACUUUCCAGGAAUCUUCGAUAGCAUAAUUUGCACGGGUCAAUUCAAGGACGCGCACAAGACUGGGCACGAGGUGGUUACCAGGUUGAGUAAGGCGCAGGUCUGUGAAGACCUCAAGGCAAAGGUGCUCAUUGACGACUCGGCCGAAAAUGCGCUCCAAUGUGUUACUGCGAUGAAACCUACGCCUGUUCUACUAUUCGGCGACUACGAAUGGAAUCAACGGAUGUCGCGGCCAGAUGAUGCACGAGAUGAGAUGUCGUUUGAUAUACGGCUGAAGGACAGCGGAGGGCAGGAGUUUUGGAAGGAAGAAAAGCUGGAUAUACCCAGUGGAAGCCCAUUGUGGAGGGCGAAGAACUGGGACGAGGUUGUCCUCUGGGUGCAGGCGAAACGAAGGGAAGGUAGAUUGUAA